Molecule: messenger RNA, 5709 nt
Organism: Malurus melanocephalus (red-backed fairy wren)
Lineage: Eukaryota; Metazoa; Chordata; Aves; Passeriformes; Maluridae
Product: protein-glutamine gamma-glutamyltransferase 5-like
Exons: 13
Coding region: 162-3923 (1253 amino acids)
Biological process (GO): peptide cross-linking
Molecular function (GO): protein-glutamine gamma-glutamyltransferase activity
Source: RefSeq, a predicted model, not a curated record
GCAACACGUGUGACGGCCUCUUAGUUCUGAAUAUAAGUGUUACUGAGAGGAAAUUAGGUUGGUUCGCAGAGGAGCUCAGCCAGACCUUGCAGUGUGUCUUGCUGAGGAGCUGCUAUCUAUACCAGUAUUGUGCUUCAGAUACCAGUAUAUGUGGAAGAAAAAUGGAAGUCAUUGAGCUGGGAGAAGUGGACUUGAACUGUCCUUCCAACUGCCAACUACAUAACACCCAUUUUUUCGGAACUGACAGACAGAUAAUAAGGAGAGGGCAAGCCUUCAGCAUUUAUGCUCGCUUCCAAAAUCGGGAAUGGGAUGACUCCKUGGACCAGGCUGUUUUCACCGUGGAGACAGGUCUCAGACCCUGUGAAUCGAAUGAGACGAAAUGCACCUUCCCAAUGGGCAGAUGCCUGGAUCAAACGUGCUGGAGUGCUUCCUACAAAAUUCAUCAGCCAAAAUGCAUCAGUAUCAGUGUGUUUCCUCCCUCCGGUGUCUGCAUUGGCCGUUAUAUUCUCAAUAUGCAAAUCACAUCUAAUGGCCACACAUAUCAACGAUGUCUUGGAGAUUUUUAUGUCCUUUUUAACCCUUGGUGUGCAGAUGACCCUGUAUAUAUGGACAAUCAGUCCCAUAGAGAAGAAUAUGUUCUGAAUGAACAUGGAAUACUAUAUGAAGGAGUUCACAAGCACAUCACCUCGCGACCAUGGCACUAUGGACAGUUUGAAGAUGGAAUUCUGGAUAUCUGCUUGAAGAUGUUAGAUAUGGGUGCAAGUUACCAUCAUGGCUCUGAUCGUGACCACUGUUGGCGCAAUGACCCUGUGCAUGUCAGCAUGGUGGUGAAUCACAUGAUAAGCAGCGAUACCACUAACAGUAUCAUGAAGAUUCCAGAAAACAAUGAUUAYCUGAAAGGAACAAAGCCAUUUUCCUGGAAUGGAAGUGUCCCUAUUCUACAGCAGUGGUACAGUGGCAGAUGCAGGCCGGUCAGAUAUGGGUACUGUGGAUCUCUUGCUUCAGUAAUGUGCACAGUGAUGAGAUGUCUGGGAAUUCCAAGCCGUGUUGUCACAAACUUCUGUUUUCCAUGCUCACUUGAGAAUCCCCUUGGUAUCAAUGAGCUUUUUGACUCUACGGGUAAAAACCUGUGUGGCAAAGACAAGCUUUGGCGAUACCACUGCUGGAAUGAAUCUUGGAUGGCUCGCAGAGACAUAAAUCAGUGCUGUGGUGAUUGGCAGUGUCUGGAUCCAACACCUCUGGAAACAGGCAGAGGUUUAGCUUGCAGUGGGCCUACAUGGGUUCGAAGCAUCAGGGAAGGGGAACUGGACUUGGAUUAUGAUGGUCAUCAUAUGUUUUCUCGAGUAAAUUCAAACUAUGUUGGUUGGCUUUCCCAAAACAAUGCCAAAAGAACAAAAUUUUUCUGUGACACGUGGCCAUGUGGACAAYGUAUAAUCACCAAGAAGGUUGGCAGUGAGCAAUUCGAAGAUAUCACUGGAGCUUAUAAAUAUGAACUAGGUUCUGUGAAAAACAAAGAAGCCUAUUACCGGGCUUACAGGAGAAUUCACCCAGGGUAUUGCAAYGCUUCCAACUGUCACAUCGACAUAGAGUUAGCUUCUCUGAAAAACCCAUUUCUGAGUGAUUCUGGAAUUAACAUGAGGUUAAAGAUGACCAACUGCCCAAUGUAUGGUGAAGAUGUCCAACUGCUUUGGCUGCUUGAAAAUUUACGUAAUGAGAACAAAACCCUGAAGUUCAAUUUGAGUGCACAAAUUAUAACCUACAGCGGUUGCCCAAUGGAUCAGUUUUGGAAAGACAGUGUGAACGUCACACUGGGUCCAAGGGAAGUGAAAAAAAUCCCAGUGUGUAUAUCGUAUAAUCAGUAUGGACCUUAUCUCUGUGACCACAACAUUAUGAAAGUAGUUGCUGUCUCAGACCCAGAGUGUGAAGAUGUUCUGAUGGUGAACAGGGAUAUUGUGGUCAACAGACCACCUGUUAUUGUAAAGCUACUGAGCCAACCCAGACUGAAAGUACCAUGCACUGCAGAGAUCUCCUUCUGUAAUCCUCUCCAGGAAGAUAUGAAGAACUGUGUAAUGACAUUAGAAGGCUGUGGUUUAUUCAAAGAGCCAAUGACCAUUGAUUUGGGAACRCUGGCAUCCAACCAACAGGCACGAACCAUCGUGGAGUUCACACCUUAUAGGCUUGGCAGGCACCGGCUCCUGGCCAACCUUGGGUGCCACAAGUUUGCCUUCUGCAAGGGCUGUGCCAARGCUGAAGUGUACUGCUCCGCAGACCAGAACGGUGUCCUGCCUGUCGGCCAGAAUGGUGUCUUGCCUGUCAGCCAGAACGGUGCCCUGCCCGUCGGUCAGAACGGUGUCCUGACUGUCAGCCAGAACUGUGCCCUGCCCGUCAGCCAGAACGGGUCCCUCCCAAUGUGUGAGAACGUCUCCCACCCCAUGAAUGGCUCUGGGCCUGUCCCCGUGGCAGACCCCGCAUCGAAUUCCAUGUGUGAAUACAUAUGUAUCCCAGUGUGCAACCCAAACUGCAAUGCAGGGGGGCAGCCUGUGUACGACUUCGUGUACCUCCCUGCGGGCCAUCCCUUGUGCAACUCCAUCUGCAACCAAGGCUUCAAUCCGAGCGUCAAUCCUGGGUUUGAGAUGGGAUGCGAUCCUGGCUUCCGUGUCAUAUACGAGACUGUGCCUCCUGCUACGUGUGCUCCAAUGCCUCCAGCCGUGUAYGGCUCCAUGCCAGCCCCAGCGUCCAACCCCGUUUGCACCCCUAUGCCUCACAUGGUGUUUGAGACAGGUGCUGCUGCCACACAGCCRUCUGGAGGCGGAGGGGGCCCCAUGUCCUAUUCCGUCUCUGUCCCCGCGAAUAAUGCGGUGAGUGCGUUGCUGACCCACAUCAUGGCUGGCCCCAGUCCCAGCGGGGCAGUCCAGGCAGUCCCUAUGUCUGCYCCUGCAUCCCAUUUCAUGGCUGGCCCCAAUCCCAGCGGGGCAGCCCAGGCAGUCCCUAUGUCUGCCCCUCCAUCCUACGCCAUGUGCUGCUCUCCGGCAGUCCACACCAUCGGUAACCCCAUGCAACCUCCCACUCCCCUUUCGGUGCCCGGCGCCUCCAUCUCGCACGUGGUUUGCGGCUCCACCCCGUCUGCCACCACGCAGCCUCCAUGCGGCCCUGCGGCCCCGCUGUCCUGCCAGCCCCUSAGUGCGGCGGUAGUCCGCGGCGUGAGCUCACCAGCGGCCUCCCCGGCGCCCCGCGCUGCCGAGCGCAGCGGCACMCCGACGGUGCUGCAGGUGGCCGGCGCCUCGGCAUCCCGCUCGCUGUCCUCGCCAGCCSCCCGGCCCGUGGGGCCCCCGGCGUCCCACUCGCUGUGCUCGCCAACCCCCCGCCCCGCGGCCCCCUCGCUGUGCUCGCCCACCUCCACCUCGCUGGUGGCCCUGGGGGCCCGCCCUGCCAGCUCGCCGGCCGCUCAGCCCUCGGACUCGUCAGCUGCCGCCUGCCUGCCGCGGUCCCCGUCCCCGCGGCCCCUGGCCGGAGCCACGGCCCGCUCCCUCUGUGCCCCCACUCCCCGCCCCAUCUCCCAGCUGGUGGGCACCUUUGGGGCUCGCUCGCUGAGCGGCUCUCAGUGGAGCCCUUCCUACGACACCACCAGUCGCUUUGCUUCUCGAUCGUUGUGGAGCCCCGAGGGGCGCUCGGCCUUCUCCUCGACCCGUGCCACCUACGGCACACUCACACGCCCUCCGUACAGCGCCCUGAACCGCUCUUCCUACAACUUGUCCCGUUCUGGCUACAGCACCCUUCCCCGCUCCACCUCUCUCUCGGCCUAUGCCACCCUGACCCGCUCCGGGUCGUGCCCCUCCGGCAGCACCCUGAGCCUGGCAGGGUCCCGCAGGCCCUGGAGUCCCGGCAGGAGCCCUCUCAGCUAUUACAAACGCAAAUAUCUGUAACGGAGAGUAACCGGGGGAAACCCAAAGCCAGCGAAAUAAAGCCUGUGUGCAGAUGCUUCGCAAGAGGUUAGAAAUAGGGUGAUGAAGAGCAGCGUGCUGCUCCUGAGCAUUUAUCUACGGAUUUGAGAUGUGCCAGAAAGCAGGCUGUGAGCCAGCUGCUGAGGGAURCAUUCGAUCUAACAUUUGUACGUCCUGAGAUACGGUAGGGUGGAAGUGACAAAUGAAUGUGCUCCCCGCGGAGCCGUCGUGACAAUAGUUGCACAGUGCAGGUAAUCAGACUUACUUGCUCAGUCAAGCUGUUCUAUAAAUUAUGUGCUUUCACUCUCUCUUCUCUUGAUUUCUUGCAAUGCACAUUUCUCAGAUCUCCCUGGGCUACAGCACUCGUAGCAAAUCUCUCUCUCUGUGUGAAAUGUGCUGUCCUUGGGAUGCUGCAGAGGUGACAGCAGACGUGCCUUAUGUCUCGYCUAACAGACUCUGGGCCCCUGAACCCCAGCAUUGUUGUGGCUCAGGUCAGUUCUGUGUGCACUCUGUUUCCCUGGUUGUGAAGUACUGCCAACUUUGGAGGUCACAGAGUGACUAAAUCAUUAUAGGUAAACUGAAUUUUGUUUUUCAUUUUCUUCUUUGUUUAAUAAUAAACUUAGUUUUACCACUCUUGAUGUAUUAYAGUGCCAGACUCAGGAAUACAAAGGUCAGAUUAGAAAGCCUGCAAAACUUGAUGAAUAAUUAAUAUAAUUGAUUGGCUCUCAUAACUGACUGUUUUUCAUAUAGCAUAUUCCAAAAAUUUUSUCAUACACCUUGCACGCAUUUAGGUUCUUGGGAGAAGCUCUAAUUUCACAUCUGUGACUUUUUGAUUCAGUAUCGUUAGGAAACUUAUGUCACUAGACCUGAAGUUAGAGAAGGAAGUAUGAUUUUAUCCUUUCUUUCCAAGACCCCGCCCUCCCAGCCAAGGGUUAAGAAGGUGAAUGGAAUGUGCUGCAUCUUCUUCAGACAACUGGUAUUGUUCCAACGCUAACCUUUGCCAGGUGUUUUAGAAGUUGAAAUCAAACAAUGUCAUAAUGAAACUAUCCCUGAAUUUUGUAUUUGCUCACAAGAAUUUUGGAUUUAUUGACAACACCUGCCGUCCCUCCAUUAUAUUCCUCUGGUAGUCCGUUAGUUUUAGUAGCACAUGUUAGUGGGGUUUUGUGGUAAGGUAAGUUUGCUGGUGCUGCAGAAUCUUCAGCUAUGUAGCAAUAGCAUUUCAGUAGUAUCGCUGUAGUUCACACCCCUAUGUGAUUAGAUUGAGUAACCUUGUGAGGAUUUUGAGUAAGUGUGGUKUCAGAUGGUAGCUAUGAACAUGCCAACACUAUUAUCUGCAUAGUAAUUCUGAGUACAGUAGAAGAAAGGUUUUCCUGGAUAUUGUAAUAGAGUGAUCAUAACUCACUAACUUGGCUUUUUAAUGCAAUUUCAAUAAUCUGUGUUAGAUAUGUACUGAGAAUUUCUUUGCCUGACAAUAAAAAUAGAAAUUUAAAAACCACUUGUCAUGCUAUUGUUUUGAUUUUUUUUUUUUGUAAUAUUUCUUAAAAAGUAAGAAACAUAUCUCUCCAAGUGAACCAGUUUGUAAAAUCUUCAUUCCAUUUCUUUUAAAUUUACUGUUCUUCUCCUCAAGGUCUUUAACCAAGGCUUCAGAAUAAGAUCUGAAAUUAGGGGAAAUAUAUAGUUUUCCUACUUUACCUGAAAUACUCAGUUUGAUAUUAAAGGAAAAAUGAAGCCAUCAUCUUUGCUCUGAAUAAACCUUGUUCCACUUGUU